AUGCCGUUGAUGCUCGAUCCUGGAAGCCCUAGCAGCUCGUCAACAAGCAGCAAAAGACUUUCGCAUUUCACCAUCGGCUCCGUCAGUGUUGACGAUGUCCGCCGCAUUGUUGACAUAGAAUUCCACGCUUUUGAGGACGAACGGACCAACCAGCAGCUCUCGUUCAGAGACUACCAGAAGCCCGAGCAUUUCGAACGAUCCGUCAACAUAUAUACCAAUAUUCUGACUGCCGCGCAAAGAAGAGAUACCGGUUUGGGUGGCAAGCAAGCCCAGGUCUACUGCGAUGAGGCGUUGCGGCAUAAUUACGUCAAGUUCUACAAGGUGGAAGACACGGAGUCAGAAGAUGUCGUCUCGUUCGCGAAGAUGGAGGUUAAGACGUACACUGUUGACGAGCUUCUCUCACCUGCAGAUACUGGACAUGAACGAGAGCCUAAAAUGAAUAGGGAUUGGUUUGCCCUCAACGAGAGAAUGCGGAGGAGCUACGUCGGCCUUACGAAGCAUUGCUAUAUCGCCAUGCUUGCGACGGAGCCGUGCUAUCAGCAUAACGGUGCAGGGACCAUGCUCCUGAAGACCAUGCUCUCUGAGGCCGACGAUGCGGGUAUUGAAGUCUACCUCGAAGGCACAGAUACCGCCAAGGCGCUGUACGAGAAGCACGGCUUUGUCGCCGUCAAUGAGAUUCGCUUCGACCCUGCGGAGUACGGCCAACAUGAUAUUGGGAAGGAGCGUCAAACAAUAAUGGUACGUGGAGCUUUAGCCAAGAAUGGCGCGAGGCGAGAUGUGCGGGCGUGGUCCUUAGCCGCGGCGCAAGCACAGGCGGAGUGUAAAGCAAACAUCGGUUCCAGGUAA
This is a messenger RNA of Baudoinia panamericana UAMH 10762, 846 nucleotides long. RefSeq lists its product as uncharacterized. The transcript is spliced from 2 exons. Gene Ontology annotation, molecular function: acyltransferase activity, transferring groups other than amino-acyl groups. The coding region runs from base 1 to 846 and encodes 281 amino acids. The record is from RefSeq and is a predicted model, not a curated record. Lineage: Eukaryota; Fungi; Ascomycota; Dothideomycetes; Mycosphaerellales; Teratosphaeriaceae.